Molecule: messenger RNA, 8140 nt
Organism: Amphiprion ocellaris (clown anemonefish)
Lineage: Eukaryota; Metazoa; Chordata; Actinopteri; Pomacentridae
Gene: ckap5
Product: cytoskeleton associated protein 5
Exons: 45
Coding region: 144-6314 (2056 amino acids)
Biological process (GO): establishment or maintenance of microtubule cytoskeleton polarity; mitotic spindle organization; centrosome duplication
Cellular component (GO): centrosome; microtubule plus-end; spindle pole
Molecular function (GO): microtubule plus-end binding; microtubule plus end polymerase activity
Source: RefSeq, a predicted model, not a curated record
GGCAGCUGUUAUAAAGCUCGGCGGGGCUCCGCUUGGUGAUCUCAUUAUCAGCCUCAUCUAACCGGGCUGCCAGCAUCGUAUUGUCUCCCGGAGACGCAAACAGCUGAGUACCUUUGGGGAAGCCCAGCCCCCGACCAGCCACCAUGGGGGACGAUAGUGAGUGGAUGAAGCUUCCCAUCGAUCAGAAAUGUGAACACAAGGUAUGGAAAGCCCGACUGAAUGGUUACGAAGAAGCUCUGAAGCUGUUCCAGAGGAUAGAAGAUGAGAAGAGUCCAGAGUGGGGGAAAUACCUGGGACUCAUAAAGAAGUUUGUCACUGAGUCUAAUGCCGUGGCUCAGCUGAAAGGGUUGGAGGCGGCACUGGCCUUCAUCGAAAACGCACAUGCAGCCGGAAAGACGACAGGGGAGGUGGUGUCCGGAGUGGUGACCAAAGUGUUCAACCAGCCCAAGGCCCGGGCCAAAGAGCUCGGCACCGACAUCUGCCUCAUGUACAUCGAGAUCGAGAAGGCCGAGGUGGUUCAGGACGAGCUGCUCAAAGGACUCGACAACAAGAACCCCAAGAUAGUGGUGGCCUGCAUCGAGACGCUCAGGAGGGCUCUCAGUGAGUUUGGCUCUAAAAUAGUGACGUUGAAGCCGGUCGUGAAGGUUUUACCCAAACAGUUUGAGUCCAGAGAGAAGGCGGUGAGAGAAGAAGCCAAGCAGCUCGCUGUAGAAAUCUACAAAUGGAUCAGAGACGCUCUGAGGCCGCCACUGCAGAACAUUAACUCUGUACAGCUGAAGGAGCUGGAGGAGGAGUGGGUGAAGCUGCCAUCAUCUCCUCCCAAACAGACCCGGUUCCUGCGUUCACAGCAGGACCUGAAGGCAAAGUUCGAGCAGCAACAAGCCCAAGGAGGAGACCAGUCUGAUGGAGACGAGGAGGAGGAAACGGCAGCAGCAGUCGAUCCGUACGAGCUGCUGGAAGCGGUGGAGAUUCUGUCCAAGAUGCCCAAAGACUUCUACGAGAAAAUUGAAGCUAAAAAGUGGCAGGAAAGAAAAGAAGCUCUGGAGGCCAUCGAGGCUUUAACCAAGAACCCCAAACUGGAGAACGGAGACUACGGAGACCUCGUUAGAGCCCUGAAGAAGGUCGUAGGAAAAGACGCCAACGUGAUGCUGGUGUCGAUGGCGGCUAAAUGUCUGGCCGGACUGGCUGCUGGACUCAGGAAGAAGUUUGGAACUUACGCAGGACAAGUGGUUCCUACCAUUCUGGAGAAGUUCAAGGAGAAGAAGCCUCAGGUGGUCCAGGCUCUGCAGGAAGCCAUCGAUGCCAUCUUCCUCACUACGACUCUCCAGAACCUGUCGGAGGACGUCCUGGGGGUGAUGGACAACAAGAACCCGUCCAUUAAGCAGCAGGCCUCCCUGUUUCUGGCUCGCUCCUUCAGACACUGCACUCAGGCCACGCUGCCCAAGAGCGUCCUCAAACCGCUGUGCGCUGCUCUCAUCAAGCAAGUGAAUGAUUCGGCUCCGGAGGUUCGUGACGCCGCCUUCGAGGCUCUGGGGACGGCCAUGAAGGUGGUGGGAGAGAAAGCCGUGAACCCAUUUCUGGCUGACUUGGAUAAGCUCAAACUGGACAAGAUUAAGGAGUGUGCCGAUAAAGUGGAGCUACCUGGAGGGAGGAAAGGUGCAGGAGGAGGAGGCGGAGCGGCCGAGAAGAAACCCGCCGCUAAAGCUGCUGCUGAAGCUCCACCUAAAUCCUCGGCUCCACCCAGGAAGACCACAGCUGCUGCCAGCAAGGCGGCAGCAGGUCCAUCUAAGAAAGGAAAACCAGCAUCUGCAGCUGGAGGGAAAGCAAAGAAGGCGCCCGACAGUAAAGAAGUCGCAGAGACGGAGCUGUCGAUGGAAGUGUGUGAGGACCUGGCUGCAGGUGUACUUCCUGCCGCCUGUCUGCAGCAGCUCGACUCGGCCAACUGGAAGGAGAGACUGGCCAGUAUGGAGGAGUUCCAGCGGGCGGUUGAGACCAUGGAUAAGGCAGCGAUGCCCUGCCAGGCUUUAGUCAGGAUGUUGGCAAAGAAACCAGGCUGGAAGGAGACCAACUUCCAGGUAAUGCAGAUGAAGCUGCACAUUGUGGCCCUAAUCGCUCAGAGAGGACAGUUUUCCAAGACGUCGGCCUCGUUGGUUUUGGACGGUUUGGUGGAUAAAGUCGGAGACAUCAAGUGUGGCGGAAACGCCAAAGAAGGACUGACCGCUAUCGGAGAGGCCUGCUCACUGCCGUGGACUGCAGAACAGGUUGUAUCGAUGGCGUUUGCACAGAAGAAUCCCAAAAACCAGGCAGAGACGCUCAACUGGCUGGCUAAUGCCAUGAAGGAGUUCGGCUUUGCUGGGAUCAACGUGAAGGGUUUCAUCAACAACGUGAAGACGGCUCUGGGAGCGACCAACCCGGCCGUCCGGACGGCAGCCAUCGCUCUGCUGGGAGUCAUGUACCUCUACAUGGGAGCUCCGCUGAGGAUGUUCUUCGAGGACGAGAAACCGGCGCUGCUCGCUCAGAUAGAUGCAGAGUUUGAGAAGAUGCAGGGUCAGUCUCCACCAGCUCCAAUCAGAUCCACCAAGAAAUCGUCUGCAGCAGAGGAGGAUGGUGAUGAUGGAGAGGAGCAAGAUGAAGAUGGAGGAGGAGGACAGGACAUCAUGGACCUACUGCCCCGAACAGAUAUCUGUGACAAGAUCACCUCCGACCUGGUGUCUAAAAUCGAGGAUAAGAACUGGAAGAUCAGGAAGGAAGGUCUGGACGAAGUUGCCGGCAUCAUCUCGGAGGCCAAAUUCAUCACGGCGAACAUCGGAGAGCUUCCUCUGGCCCUGAAAGGACGACUCAACGAUUCCAACAAGAUCCUGGUGCAGCAGACUCUGACUAUUCUGCAGCAGCUGGCGACAGCGAUGGGACCUGGACUGAAGCAGCAUGUUAAAGCUCUGGGAAUCCCUGUUAUCACUGUUCUGGGAGACAGCAAGCCGAACGUGAGGACGGCGGCCAUGACGACGCUGCAGGCCUGGGUGGAGCAGACGGGGAUGAAGGACUGGCUGGAGGGAGAGGAUCUGUCCGAGGAGCUGAAGAGAGAGAAUCCCUUCCUGAGACAGGAGUUGUUGGGCUGGCUGGCGGAGAAGCUGCCCACCCUGAGGACCGUCCCUGGGGAUCUGAUGCUGUGCGUCCCUCAUCUCUACGCCUGUCUGGAGGACCGGAACGGAGACGUGAGGAAGAAGGCUCAGGACGCUCUGCCCACCUUCAUGAUGCACCUGGGCUACGACAAGAUGAACAAGGCCACCGGGAAGCUCAAACCUGCAUCCAAGGAUCAGGUGGUGGGCAUGUUGGAGAAGGCCAGAGCGGUGAUGCCGGCCAAACCUGCAGCUCCGGCCAAAGCAGGAGGGAAAGGAUCUGCAGAGACGAGCAGAUCUGCUUCAGCCUCCAGAUCUCAGCCAGCUGGUGACGAAGGCGACAGUAAACCAGAAGUGAAGAAAGUCAGAGGAGGAGCAGCUGCUAAGAAGCCUCCCUCCCCUCCCGAGGAACCCGUCCCUCCCCCUCCCUCCAAGGACAAGGACUGUAACGGUAGCAAAAAGCCGCCUGGCAAAGGGAAGGCUGCUGCCGGGGGUCAACAGGGUCCAGCUGGUAAGAAACCUGCAGCUAAAGGCCAGAAGGAUGACGAAGAUAAGUCCGGACCCAUCUUCACCCUCAUCCCCAACGCCAAGGAACAGAGGAUCAAGGAGGAGAAGCAGCUGAAGAUCCUAAAGUGGAACUUCAUCACUCCUCGGGACGAAUACGUGGAGCAGCUGAAAACUCAGAUGUCGACCUGCUUUGCCAAGUGGCUUCAGGAUGAACUGUUUCACUUCGACUUCCAGAGACACGUGAAGGCCAUCGGGGUGAUGAUCGAGAGGUUGGAGAGCGAGAGCGACGCCACCAUCGGCUGCCUGGACCUGAUCCUGAAGUGGUUCACGCUGCGCUUCUUCGACACCAACACCACGGUGCUGAUGAAGGUCCUGGAGUACCUGAAGCUGCUGUUCGCCAUGUUGAACCGGGAGAACUACCACCUGACGGAGUACGAGGCCAACUCCUUCGUCCCCUACCUCAUUCUGAAGGUGGGAGAAUCGAAGGAUGUGGUUCGUAAAGACGUCCGGGCCAUCCUGGGCAUGUUGUGUAAAGUUUACCCGGCGUCUAAGGUCUUCCCUUUCCUCAUGGAGGGAACCAAGUCCAAGAACUCCAAACAGAGAGCUGAGUGUCUGGAGGAGUUGGGCUGUUUGAUAGAAGGUUAUGGGAUGAACGUUUGCCAGCCGACUCCGGCUAAAUCCCUGAAGGAGAUCGCCGUCCACAUCGGCGACAGAGACACGUCUGUUCGUAACGCCGCCCUCAACACUGUGGUGGCCGUUUAUAACGUCUGUGGGGAUCAGGUCUACAAACUCAUAGGAAACCUGUCAGAGAAGGACAUGAGCAUGCUGGAGGAGAGGAUCAAACGUUCAGCCAAGAAGACUCCAGCAGCUCCGCCCAAGCAGAGCGCCCCCGAGAGGUCUCAGAGGGAACAUCCAACGAACCCCAACGCCACCUUCCUCCGCAAGCCGGCGCAGGAAGAUCCCAACAAGCUCAAAAUAAUGUAUCGCACGUAUAGGAUUCAAGCUCGGCAGAAUGCUCAGCACAGCGAGUCCUCCCAUCCAUCCAUCCCCAAGGAGUUCCAGUUGGACCUGGACAUGAUCGAGAUGGACCAGAGCCGAGUUUGCGAGCUGCCCGACCUCGUUCAGCACAAACUGGACGAGCUGCUGGAGCCCAUCAUGAUCCCCGAACCCAAGAUGCGCGCCGUCUCUCCGCACUUUGACGACCUCCACAACAGCACGGCUUCCACCAUCAACUUCGUCAUCUCUCAGGUGGCGAGCGGCGACAUCAACACCAGCAUACAGGCGCUGGCACAGAUCGACGAGGUGUUGCGGCAGGAGGACAAAGCCGAAGUGAUGUCGGGACACAUCGACCAGUUCCUCAUCGCCACCAUCAUGCAGCUGAGACUCACCUACAGCACUCACAUGGCCGACGACCGGCUGGACAAGAAGGACAUCGUCAAACUGUACAGCUGCAUCAUCGGAAACAUGCUGUCGCUCUUCUCUAUGGAGUCUCUGGCCAGAGAGGCGUCGAUGGGCGUCCUGAAGGACCUGAUGCACGGUCUGAUGACGCUGCUGCUGGACGGCAGAAUGGAGGACAUCGAAGACGGAACGCAGGUCAUCAGGUCCGUUAACCUGCUGGUGAUCCGAGUCCUGGAAAACUCGGACCAGACCAACAUGAUCAGCGCUCUGCUGGUUUUACUUCAGGACACUUUGAUCUCCACAGCCGGAUCUCCGAUGGUCUCUGAGCUGGUCAUGAAGUGUCUCUGGAGGAUGAUCCGCUUCCUUCCGGAAACCAUCAACAACAUCAACUUGGACCGGAUCCUGCUGGACGUCCACAACUUCAUGAAGGUUUUCCCCAAAGAGAAACUCAAGCAGCUGAAGAGCGACGUCCCUCACAGGACCCUGAAGACCCUGCUACAUACACUGUGCAAGCUGACCGGGGCAAAGAUACUGGAUCACCUGUCGAUGAUCGAGAAUCGCAACGAGUCCGAGUUGGAGGCUCAUCUGAGACGUUCCGUCAAACCCUCAGGAAACCUCUCGGGAUACAAGAGCGACCGAGGAAACGAAAAGGGCGGACUGCGCUCGGAUGAUCGAAUGUCGAAGGCAAAAGUCAGCGACAUCCUGUCUGAGAUCUUCAAGAAGAUCGGCUCCAAGGAGAACACUAAAGAGGGUCUGACGGAGUUGUACGAGUACAAACAGAAAUACUCGGACGCCGACUUGGAGCCUUUCCUCAAAAACACGUCGCAGUUCUUCCAGAGCUACGUGGAGCGAGGACUUCGUAUGAUCGAGUCCGAGAGGGAGGGAAAAGCUCGGAUCCAGACCUCAGCAGUGAUUCCUCAACACGACUCCAGUCUGAGCGGCAGCAAUGAAGAGCUGAAACCGGCCGUUUACUACGAGAGACUGAAGAUCCUGAGACAGAGACAAGGACUAGAAAACACCUCCAGGCAGCAGGGAGUCGGGGGAAGCGACGACGAGCCUCAGCAGCGACCGGCCAUCUCCUCCCUGCUGUCGUCGAAGCCGUCCGUGGCGUCGUCCACCGACAUGCUGCACAGCAAACUGUCGCAGCUCAAAGAGUCCAGGGAGCUCUACCAGCAGGAGCACAACGCCCACUCCCACUCGCCCACCCACGGUCACACCCGCUCAGCCUCGCCGGCCGCCAACCUGGACGACCUGAAGAAGCGUCUGGAGAGAAUAAAGAGCAACCGGCAGUGAGGCGGCUUCGUCACAUCGUGGCCGAGCCCGCGGAGUCCAGCUGCUAGUAGGAAACACAACAUCCACCUUUUUAACUCACUUUCUAUCCAUGUUCUGACAGAAACGGACCCUCGGAUCUGACUCCACCCACUGUGCCUGUUCGUUAGUAGAAAUCAAACACACCCAGAAACCAUCCGAGUGUUUUUAGCUGCGAUUAAACUUCCAUCCCGUCCCGCCUUCUCUGUACGCUGUAUCAUAUUGAAGAAGAAAAAACAACCAAAAAAAAACGGUGAACCUCGCCUCCUCCUCCUUCAUCUGUACAUAUUAAACAACCGCUCCUCGCAGGAACAGUAACAGGAAAUGUUUUACUUCUGGUUGGUGAAGAACAGAUUUGUAGCUGUGAGUGCCCCCUAGUGGUCGUACACCAUCAUAGUAACUCCUAACUCUGUGGUUUCAGCUCACCGGUGCCAUCUAGUGGUUAAAUUCACCCAACAGAAGCUCUCAGCAGGUUGCGAACUCUCAAAUUUUAAUGUAAAUCCAGCUGUUGGGGCUCGUUUUUCACCUCUGACCUGAAAGAGUUAAGCAAAAAUCACUUUAAUCAGCGCAUCUGGUUUAUUUAAGUAGGAAUUAUUGCUAUAAUCAGCUGUAACGUAGAUAAAUAAAUGAAUAGGAAGCUACUGGCCUUAUUGUCCCUACAGGUUUGAUGGUAAUUGCAUUUUAUUCUGUGUUUUUAAAAGAAAAUCGUGUUAAAUUUAACUUCCAGACAGAGUAGCAGCGUGAAACUAAACUGCAGCACUUAGUUUUAUCAAAUGCAUUUACUCCAAUCCUGUCAGAUUCUGUAUCUGGGUUCUUCUCUGGUGUUUUUGUGGCCUUUUAGUAAGUGUCAGUGGUUUUCAGUUGAUCUUUUUGUAGCAGAAAAAGCAAAAGUGUUCCAAAAUACAUCGUUGAUCGCUGAUCAGGAUUAAGAGUCUGUUUUCUAUUAAUCUGCUGCUCAUUUUCUUGGUUAAUUGUUGGAUAUAUGCUGGUUAACACAUCAGAAAACUGUGAAAAAUCACCUGAAGAACAAGAAUACAGCUCACAAUAUCCACGUCGGACGAAGAAAAGCAGCAAAUUUUCCCAUUUAGGAAGGUGGUAAUGUCAAAUUUAGGGUUUUUGUUGCAUAUAUCGUUGGAUAAAUUGUAUAUGUGUGACGUAAAACACAGAAUUUACCUCCACUUCUGCUUUUCCUGCUGCUAAAUUCGAUCCUUGUUCGAUGGAGGAUUUUUGCCUCGCAGCCAAACUGAAAUGUGUCGUUUGUGUCGGUUUGGGUGGCACGCAGUUUGAAAAAGCUUUUAUUUUGAAGGAGAGGAAGUGUGGUGGAGCGGCGUGGGUCGACGUCGGGCUGUAAAUACUGUACGUAACCAUUAAAGCGUCCCUCCACCUAUUUAACGGCAGCCUCGGAUCAGGACUGCGGAGCCGACAUGGCUGCUGUGGAGCCAACAUGGCCGCUGUGGAGCCAACAUGGCCGCUGUGGAGCCAAAAUGGCCGCUGUGGAGCCAACAUGGCUGCUACGGAGCCAAAAUGGCCGCUGCAGCGUUGGUAGAGCAUGGCAUGUUUUUAUUUCUGGUGUAAAUAAAGUUUGCAUUAAUAAAUCUGCUGUUUUAAUUCCAAGUCUUUGGUUUUUCUCAUGUUGACGAUGAUGAGGAUGAUGAAGACGGCGUCACUCGUCUGUUCUGUAGCCGAAUGUGGAGUAAAUAAAUAAAUAAAUAACAUUGUUUUUGUAUUUAAUUCCAUAGUCUCACACGUUGCUCUCCUUGUAUAAUCCAUGGUGGAAAACGGCAAUAAAGUCUUGUUUUUUUUUUUUUUUU